AUUCCAAGCACCGAAAAACAGUGACUUUGUACCCACAUUUUUUCCUCCAAUUUGCACCGAGUAUAUAUCAAGAUAUCUCUCUCCUCAGUCUUCUUCCAUAAACAAAAAGAAAAACCCACAGAAACACACACUCAAGAUCCAUGAAGAAGAUCAAUUCGAUACUGAGGAAAUGCAAGACAUUGUCAAGGCAACUCACAAGAACAUCAUCGUACAGUAGCUUGCGGUCCAAGUCAACUAGAGAAGAAAAAUGGAUUUCUUCUGCAACUGACAUGCAAGAUCAUAACUAUGAAACAAUUUUUGUGGGAAGUACAAGAAAAAGAUAUAUGAUAAGUACCAAGUACUUAAAUCAUCCUCUAUUGAAUGCUCUCAUUGAAAAAUCGAAGCAGAAUGCAGAAGGAAAUCUCUCUGUCAAAUGUGAGGUGGUUCUGUUCGAUCAUCUUCUGUGGAUGCUUGAUAAUGCUGAACCUAAUCUCACUUCUGAAUCUUUGGAGGAAUUGGCAGAACUCUAUGUCUUCUAAACCUUAGUAAGAAUUUAUGUAUGGACUUGGUAUCUGUCGAGUCGAUCUAAUUAAAGUUUUUCUCGAGUUAAUCGCGAAUGUGUACUGUAGUGAGAAUUAUUUGUAUUUGUUGGUUAAUGUUAGAUUGUGGCUGUGAAUCUUGAAAAAUUUCACAAGAUUUUUCAGUCACAUUAUUAUGUGCAUUUCUGCUUUAUGAUUA
Molecule: messenger RNA, 717 nt
Organism: Olea europaea var. sylvestris
Lineage: Eukaryota; Viridiplantae; Streptophyta; Magnoliopsida; Lamiales; Oleaceae
Exons: 1
Coding region: 141-518 (125 amino acids)
Biological process (GO): response to auxin
Source: RefSeq, a predicted model, not a curated record